AUGGCCCCACAAGCUAACCACACAGUCCAGGAGUUUAUUCUCCUGGGACUCUCUGAUAGACCAGAGUUGCAGAUCCCCCUCUUUGUGAUGUUUCUACUGAUAUACGUGCUGACUCUGAUGGGGAACCUCGGAAUGAUGGCCUUAAUCCAGGCCGAUUCCCGACUCCACACCCCCAUGUAUUUUUUCCUCAGCAAUUUUUCAUUGGCUGAUGUCUGUUAUUCCACCGUCAUCACCCCCAAGGUGCUGGUGAACUUCUUAUCAGACAGGAAAGUCAUUUCCUUCACUGAAUGCAUAGUGCAGUUGUAUAGCUUUGUUGUCUUUGGGAUUGUUGAGUGUUACCUCCUAGCUGCAAUGGCCUACGACCGGUACAUAGCCAUCUGUAAGCCCCUGCUGUACAUGGUCAUCAUGUCAAAGGGGAUUUGUGCCCGGCUGGUGGGAACUUCCUACACCGUUGGCUUUCUGUGCGCGCUGUUAUACACAAGUUGCACCUUUGGAGGCUCCUUCUGUGAGUCAAACCAAAUCAAUCAUUUCUUUUGUGAUAUCAGCCCACUUCUGCAGCUCUCCUGCUCUGAAAUCCGCAACAAUGAGAUGGUGAUCUUUGCCUUUGUUGGCCUCAAUGGGAUAGGUACUGCUGGGAUCACGUUCAUCUCUUAUUUCUACAUCCUCUCCACCAUUCUAAAGAUGCAGUCCACACAAGGCAGGUCGAAAGCCUUCAACACCUGUGCCUCCCAUUUGACAGUUGUUUCCUUAUUCUAUGGGACUGGAUUCUUCAUGUAUCUCCAGCCUAGUUCAAGCCACACCGGUCUAGACAAAGUGGCUUCCGUGUUCUACACCAUGGUGACCCCCAUGUUGAACCCUCUGAUCUACAGCCUGAGGAACAGGGAGGUGAAGGAUGCCCUGAAAAGAAUGAUUGGAUGGAAAAUGUUUUCCCAGCUCCUGCCUUCUUUAAAGUCAUGUAAAAUUCUGAUUUGCUUUUUUUAG
Messenger RNA from Pelodiscus sinensis (Chinese soft-shelled turtle), 981 nucleotides. The record is from RefSeq and is a predicted model, not a curated record. Lineage: Eukaryota; Metazoa; Chordata; Testudines; Trionychidae.